This is a messenger RNA of Phlebotomus argentipes, 5183 nucleotides long. RefSeq names its product serine/threonine-protein kinase Warts (gene wts). Gene Ontology annotation, biological process: G1/S transition of mitotic cell cycle; positive regulation of apoptotic process; peptidyl-serine phosphorylation. The record is from RefSeq and is a predicted model, not a curated record. The transcript is spliced from 9 exons. Bases 1435 to 4623 code for a protein of 1062 amino acids. Lineage: Eukaryota; Metazoa; Arthropoda; Insecta; Diptera; Psychodidae. Gene Ontology annotation, molecular function: ATP binding; protein serine/threonine kinase activity.
CUAUGCCAACAUGGCGGCGACUUCUUUGUUGUUGUUGGUGUGAAGGUGGAUUUUUGGCCAGAAAAUCACCCCAAAAGCGCAUGCAAAGUACUCCGUGUGAUGCCCAAGACACCCCCGCGUGCGUGAACAAGUGCUUAGUGUGAAGAUAGCGUGCGCUGCACCGUGAAAACUGUGGCCAAAGUGAUCUUUUUUUCCCAAAUUCUUUUUCUCCUCGUCACCUCUCGCUCGCACUACAUAGAGGCUCGCUGAGCGGGACGGAGAGUGCAUCACAUAGCCUACUGCAGAGUGUGUGCCGAAAAGAGAGAGAGCGAGUGACCCCACAAAAGUUUCUCAACUACAUUUUUCAACCACACUCCAAGGAUUGCUGGCCGAGAGAGAAUCCAUUCUCUGGGGCGCUGCGCCACCGUGAAAGUGCCCUGUGACACCUGGAGCCCCUGCAGGGGCGUCUGUGCUCGCGAUUUGUGUGGAAUUUCACCCUCUGGCGCGUGCGAUUGUGGCAGAGAAUGAGGAGGAAAAGUGAUUUUUGACAGGCCUGAGUUCAGAGAGUGUCACUGUCUUUCUGCGGGCUCCCACGACAGAGGGGCGCAGUCUACCUGAUUUGGAGACGAGGGGAGACAUCCCGACUGCCUGUAGUGCCUUCAGGAAGUGCCUAAGAGUUGAGUGAGGAGUGCUUGAGUGGAGGAAUUGUGAGUGUGUGGCUGAAAGUCCACCAUUUGGAAUUCUUAACCUUCUUCAGUGACGUUUCCGGACCGUGGAGUCUCACGGAUCCCCACACGGACUCCACGGGUCGCCGUGGAGAAAGGCAGAGAGGCGUGGAGAGUGGCAAAAAAGUGUGUGUGUGAAAUUUAUCAACAAGGCGAAAUUUUGCACAGCCGAGGAGGUGCCUAAUUUUAGAAUAUUUCCUCUGCGGAGUUGGGGGUCUGCCGAGGAGCCGAGGGACAGGCAACAAGUGAAGAGAGCUCACCAUCACGAGUGAAAUGUGUGGAUUUCCCAAGGAGACACCCAUGACACGAGGAGACAAGAAGCAUCAGCCGAGACAGUGGAGACGAUGAUCAAGUUGGCCUCCGGUGAUCACUGAAGGAUUUUCUCUCGUCCGGAGAUCUGGAUAAAAGUGCCUGGCAGAGUUUUGGAAUUUCAGCAAUUUGCAUCGAGGGAGAAGAUUGACUGUGGAAUUUGAUAAGGAAGCGAACGGAGGAGAAAUAUUUGGAAUAUUUUUCUCAGUGCCUCUGGUCUUCUCCAUCUCCAAUUAAUUUAAUUAAGCCAGUGAUUAUAGUGGACAUUUCUUUUUUGAAAAGAACAUUUAUUUUCUCUUUUUUUGAAACUGUUGUUGUGUGUGUGCGUGUCCACGUGUGGAAAAUUGUAGGUGGGGAAAUUGGUGAAAAAUUGUGCGGUGGGAUCUUUUGUGAUAUGAUAUGACAAACUACGACAAUAAGGAUGAAUUCAUCCGGCGGAAAGACACCGUCAUCGGCGCGAUUGUCGGAAUAUGCGACAAAUGCAUUGGAGCAAAUCAGGAAAGAUCUAUGCAAAUUUGUGCAUAUCACCAAUGGAUCGCAGAUGACACAAGAUGGAUCAACUACACCACAAUUGGGCCAGCAACAGGUGACAAAUCAUCAAAAUCUGGCCGAACGAGAAAGAGACAUUCUCAUGUGUCAACAAUUGACUAAUUUAAUCAAUGCCGGCUACAGUGAGGAACAAGCAUUGAAUGCACUAAAGCAGGCUUCUGGGCGUCCGGAUGGCCUCCUGUUUGCCGCCACGAAGCCUACAUCCUCUCCGGAGUCGCCAAUCAAUGGACAUAGUGCUCCACCGUCGUCGAAAGUGCCAGCACCAUUGGCCACGAAGUUGAUGCGGAAGCACAGCAUCGAGCGUGAACUGUCACAAGCGCUCCAAUACAACCGAAAUAGUCCGGCACUCGAUUCGGGUGCGGGCAGUUCACGAUCGGAUAGUCCUCACUCGCACCAGCAGAUCAUUCAGGUGAGCAGUCGCGCCAGCACGGGACAAUACUCCCCAUCGCCGUGCCCGUCAAGCUUCAGCGAUGCCCCACCGCUGCCACCGCCCCGGUGCUCCUCAACACCACCCACUCCGCCUCCGGUGCCCGUGACGAACUUCCAGCAGUUGUUCAAGCGCAUGUCGCCGGCGACGAAUCCCACACAGAGGACAGUGCCGCUGCCGUCGCAGAGUCCGGCCAGAGGGACGUCGCCGGUGAGUGCUGUGGGGACACAUCCGAGGCAGCCGAUGAUUGUGCAGAAUGGGCCACAGGCGCAGCAGCAGUUGUCACAGCAGAUGCAAGCGCUAAGCCUGUAUCAGAGUGGUGGGAAUUCGGGAGAGCCACCGCCGCCGUAUCCCAUCAUCUCGGCGGGCGCUCCUCCGCCGCCGCCCAGCUACACGGCGUCCAUCCAGAGUCGCCAGAGUCCCACGCAGUCCAGCACAACGACGGAUUACCGCAAGAGUCCCAGCUCGGGGAUCUACUCGGCCACGUCGGCGGGCUCACCUAGUCCCAUCACUGUCUCACAGGCGGCAGUGACACCCCCGCAUGCGGCCGGAAUGCCGCGGCCCAUCCCUCUGCCCGCCUGGGGAACUCGUCAGACGAAAACCCAGCCGCCCAUAAUCAUGCAGUCGGUGAAGUCGACGCAAGUGCAGAAGCCUGUACUGCAGACGGCCAUCGCUCCAGCGGCUCCUGCCACGCCAUGCAUCGCCACGACGGUGGCACCGCCCUCGUAUGCGUCCAGUAUUCACCAGAAAUCUCAGGCCACACCACCAUCUCCAGUCACGGUGGCUGCGCCCAAGCCCCCCGUCUCGACACCUUCCACACCGCCCGCGGUGAAUGGGAGUGUGACACCGCAGCCGGUGGUGCCGACCACGGAGCCUCCAUCCUACGCCAGCACCAUUCAGGCUUUCCUCACCGCCCAGCAGACGCGCAAUUUACCACCGCCGCCACCCUACUCAACUGCCAACACCACAACCUCCAGGAAUUCCCCGGCCGAGUCUCCCAGUAGUCUGAAGAAUGGGGGGAAUCUCGCCACGACGCCACCUCUGCCACCGACAGCGUCCUCCAGUGUGGCCAAAGUGAAUGGGAUUGACAAGAAGAGCGCCUCGUCGGUGGCCACCGGACAGGGCGCAUCGAAUCGUGGAGCUGGUGAGACGGGUCCGUGCAAGAAGAUUAAGCAUCACUCGCCGAUUCCGGUGCGGAAGAAUGUGUCGAAAGAGAAGGAGGCGGAGAGGAAGGAGUUCAGGAUACGACACUACUCACCGCAGGCCUUCAAGUUCUUCAUGGAGCAGCACAUUGAGAAUGUGCUGAAGUCCUACAAGGCGAGAAUCUAUCGGCGGAAUCAGCUGGAGCGAGAGAUGCUGAAGAUGGGCCUCACCACCCAGAGUCAGACUCAGAUGCGACGGAUGCUGUGCCAAAAGGAGUCCAAUUACAUUAGGCUGAAGAGGGCGAAGAUGGACAAGACGAUGUUCUUGAAGAUUAAGGAUAUUGGUGUGGGUGCAUUCGGUGAGGUGAGUCUGGUGAGGAAAAUUGACACGACCAAUCAUUUGUAUGCCAUGAAGACGUUACGCAAGGCGGACGUUCUCAAGAGGAAUCAAGUGGCACAUGUGAAGGCGGAACGGGAUAUCCUGGCGGAGGCGGACAAUGACUGGGUCGUGAAGCUGUACUACAGCUUCCAGGAUGAGGACAAUCUCUACUUCGUCAUGGAUUAUAUUCCAGGUGGUGACUUGAUGUCUCUGCUGAUCAAGAAGGAGAUCUUUGAGGAGCCUCUGGCGAGAUUCUACAUAGCAGAACUCACGUGUGCUGUGGAAAGUGUCCAUAAAAUGGGAUUCAUUCACAGGGACAUCAAACCCGAUAAUAUUCUCAUUGAUCGUGAUGGUCACAUAAAACUCACGGAUUUCGGACUGUGCACGGGUUUCCGGUGGACGCAUGACUCCAAGUAUUAUCAGAAGAAUGGAGAACACGCGAGGCAGGACUCAAUGGAGCCCUGGGAAGAGAAUGGAGAAGUCACGAGACCAUCAGUGCUGGAACGACGACAACGAGCGCAUCAGCGUGGCUUAGCACAUUCCCUAGUCGGUACACCAAAUUACAUCGCCCCGGAAGUGCUCGAGAGGAGCGGCUACACUCAGCUGUGUGACUGGUGGAGUGUAGGCGUGAUCCUGUAUGAGAUGCUCGUGGGUCAGCCGCCAUUUUUGGCCAACACUCCCGGGGAGACGCAGCACAAGGUGAUAAAUUGGGAGACGACACUGCAUAUUCCACUUCAGGCAAAGUUGUCCCGCGAGGCGACAGACAUGAUCCUGAAAUUGUGUUCAUCGCCCGAUCGGAGAUUGGGCAAAAAUGCUGAUGAAGUGAAGGCACAUCCGUUCUUCAAGUCCAUUGACUUUAGUAAGAAUCUAAGGGAGCAACCAGCGCCGUAUAUUCCCAAAAUUGAGCAUCCCACGGACACGUCCAACUUUGAUCCCGUUGAUCCGGGCAAAUUGAGAAACUCAUCGCUGGAUUCGGGCAGGAGUGAUGAGUUCUCGGACACGGGAAAGCCCUUUCAUGGCUUCUUCGAGUUCACCUUCCGGAGGUUUUUCGACGACAACAACACCAAAAUCAUCGUGGAUGGCAAUGAUGAUCUUGGACCUGUCUACGUAUGACAAUAUCUCGAGGAUCGAGAUGCCUUCCUUCGCUGAACUUCUUCUCUGGUAUUAUUUUGCUUAAUGGGCGGGGGAACAAUUAGCAAUUCUUCUCGGGAUGGGAUGAUUUUAGUUCUUGAGAAAGAGAGAAACAAAUAAAAAAAACAGGUGGAAAUAAGGGAAAAAAAAUCUUGCGAAUUGUUGGGAAACGUGGAAAAAUCGGAAUUGGUGCUACUUUUUUGUUCUUCAAACUAUUUUUAUCUUAUUAUAACAGUGGAUUAUUUGUAGUGUCUUUUUUUAAUUAAUGUUCUAUUUAAGAUUAGGUGAGAGAGAAAAGAUAUGAAAUGAAAUUAAAAGAAAUUGGAGGAGAAACAAGGGGAAAACGUGAUAGGUAGAUAAAGAAUAUUUUUGCUGAAUAUCUUGUAAGGAUUACAAAUGAGAAAAAAAGAGAAACUUGAAGUGCCUCGAGAGACCCAAUUGCCAGCUGGCUGGUUGGCCCCAAAAGGAAAAAGUGUUGGAUUUUUGUAACGAAACUGCCGACAAGGCGAUAAAGUGAACAAAUUUAAUUAUUUAAAAAAGAG